UCCCAGAAAGAAAUGACAGAAGGAAAUCAUUCUACAGUGAUCAAGUUUAUUCUUUUUGGCUUAACAGAAAAACCAGAGCUCCAGAUUCCACUCUUCCUCCUCUUCCUCGGGAUUUACAUGUUUACAGUAGUGGGUAACCUGGGCAUGAUCAUUCUGAUUAGAAUUAGUUCUUACCUGCACACCCCAAUGUACUAUCUCCUCAGCAGUCUGUCCUUCAUUGACCUCUGCCAUUCCACUGUCAUCACACCCAAAAUGCUGGUCAACUUUUUGGUGGAGAAAAAUGGUAUCACCUAUGCUGAAUGCAUGACUCAACUCUAUUUCUUUUUGGUUUUUGUUAUCUCAGAAUGUCACAUGUUGGCUGCCAUGGCUUAUGAUCGCUAUGUGGCCAUCUGUAACCCCUUGCUUUACAAUGUUACCAUGUCUUCUCAAGUCUGCUGCUGGAUGGUAGCUGGGGUGUAUGGCAUGGGUUUGGUUGGUGCCACAGCUCAUACAGUCUGCAUGCUAAGAGUGUUCUUCUGCAUGGAAGAUGUGAUAAACCAUUUCUUCUGUGACCUUUUCCCACUACUGGAACUCUCCUGCUCCAGUACUUUUAUCAAUGAGGUGGUAGUUCUGUGCUUCAGUGCAUUUAAUAUUCUUCUUCCAGUUUUGACUAUUCUCAGCUCCUAUAUCUUCAUUAUAGCCAGCAUCCUGCGCAUCCGCUCUACUGCAGGCAGGUCCAAAGCCUUCAGCACCUGCAGCUCCCACAUCUCAGCAGUUGCUGUCUUUUUUGGUUCUGCAGCAUUUAUGUAUCUUCAGCCAUCUUCAGUCAGCUCCAUGGAUCAAGGGAAAGUAUCCUCUGUGUUUUACACCAUGAUUGUUCCCAUGCUGAACCCCAUGAUCUACAGCCUGAGGAAUAAGGAUGUUAAACUUGCCUUACAUAACAGCUUUCAAAAAAUAAAUUUCCUAUGA
Molecule: messenger RNA, 948 nt
Organism: Octodon degus (degu)
Lineage: Eukaryota; Metazoa; Chordata; Mammalia; Rodentia; Octodontidae
Product: olfactory receptor 150-like
Exons: 1
Coding region: 13-948 (311 amino acids)
Biological process (GO): sensory perception of smell; G protein-coupled receptor signaling pathway
Cellular component (GO): membrane
Molecular function (GO): olfactory receptor activity; odorant binding; G protein-coupled receptor activity
Source: RefSeq, a predicted model, not a curated record